Pediculus humanus corporis (human body louse) is the source of this 1935-nucleotide messenger RNA. RefSeq lists its product as uncharacterized. The record is from RefSeq and is a predicted model, not a curated record. The coding region runs from base 1 to 1935 and encodes 644 amino acids. The transcript is spliced from 8 exons. NCBI's taxonomy places the organism in Eukaryota, Metazoa, Arthropoda, Insecta, Psocodea, Pediculidae.
AUGGAAAAAGAAAACGAAUCCAAUUACAAAACGAUAAAUAAAAAUUUAGAAACGGAAAAGCUCACGAAGGGAGAAGAAGUGGAAGAAGAAGAAGAGUCAGGUGAAAUUGAUUGGCUAAACAUGGAUGAUAAUGAAAUAUCGACGAGCAAGGAUGUCAGUCAUCAAUUUCAAAACGUGUCAAAGGAAUAUCAAACUUCGAGCAAUAUCAACAAUGUUGAGAAAAUGGUAUCUGUUUGCAGGGAAUGUCAUGAAACGUGUUUAAAUUCCAGACAUGGUAAUAAUAUAAGGAAAAAUAUUGAUGCGGAAAAUUGUGGAGAUACGUGGGGGUCGUUGAUGAUGCUUGGAAUAUGCGGAAUAUUACCAACCAUAAAAAAUUCAAAUGAUCCAUUCGAACCGAGUGGACCCCCAUCGAUAUCGAUUCUACCCCCGACACCGGAUAAAAAGCAUAAAGUCGAUGAUAAAUCAUGUAACGGAAACAACAAUUACAUACUCGAUGAUAGUGAUGGUAGUCGGAGCCACAAGUUCACCACCACCACCGCUAAUGCCACUUCUUCUUCGAAUUCUUCCGAUCCAUUGUUUUCUUCUUCUUUGGUAACUUGUAUAAAGAAACCCCAAGCACAAUUUGCACAUUUAGUUGACACGGAGGAUGAUGAAACACUAGAAGAUGAACCUCCAUACAAAACAUUGUCUUCGCCAACUGGACUUCGAAGGUUCGGAACGUUAAACAGUUUAGAAAGGUUCAGUUCUGAAGAUUUAGAUCAAGAAGAUUUUUCGGAAAAGGAUUCUUCUGAUUUGAAAAAGGACAAAAGGAAAAACGAAGAAGAAAAUAAUGAUGAUGAUGGCGGGGAUGCCGACGCCGACGGUGAGGAUGAUGAUGAUAAAAUUGUAGUUAAAACUCACGCGCCUGAAGUAGGAGAUUCUAUUAGAGGUUGGACUUUUAGAGCAAGUUCAUACGUAGCUGCAAAGAUGGCGUUUUUUGAACGAAUGAGUACUCCCGAUAAUUCAGUCAACAUUCGUAAGACAACCUUUCUCGAAAGGUAUUUAAAACCAUCCGGAGAGAAUAAUUUAGAGUCUCCCGAUAUGGGAACAAACACUUCCUCAUCGGGUAAAGGAGAAGAUGAGGGAGAAACUUCGGGUGCGACAUCGGGAGAAGAAGUCUGGGGAACUCCAACCAGUGGUGGAGAUUUCGAAGAUGAACCAUCUAACGAAAUCUACAACAUGUCCUUUUCAGAUUCACCUCGAGGAUCAAUCGAUAUUAAUGACGACACGGAGCAAUUAAUGGAUGAUUUAUUUAUUUCAUUUCCCAUGAUAGGAGUUAAAAGUCAUGGAAUGCGUCCGAGGCAAAGACUCGAACCGCUUUUGGAAGAAGAUGAUUCGGAAUCAUCAUCGGUUCCGUGUAGCCCCCCCAAAUCGUUACAGGCUCAAGGGACGAAUGAACAGGACAAUGUUUUACGUGAACCAUUUUCUCGGCAACUAAACAAUUCAUUAAAAGUAUUAACGGUUCCAUCGCAGUGCGGAGAAAAAAAUUCGUUAAAUUAUCAGAGCAAAGAAUUUAAUUAUUGCGAUGAACAUUCUUCGGACAUUGAUUUAUAUAGCAAAGAAGAGACAACAGAAAAAAAACUUCCUUCUCUUUCUAUUUUUAGGAAAUUAGGUCUUAAGAAAAACAGACACGAAUGCGGAAGAAAAUGCAAUCGUUUGGGUAAAAAAGUUAACGGAAAUUUCACGAAUCGCGGUAGUGCCACGUACGGAGCAAAACCCUUAUUCAGGUAUCUUUUCAACAAAGACAGCGACGACGAUAUACCGACAUCUUUACCAAAGGGUCUCGCAUCGUAUAAGAGAAACGAAAGACGUUUGGAAAAAAGAUUUUGGAAAAAAUUCAAAAAGAAAAAUUCGAAUUUGGGAAUUUCCGUCAUACGAUUCAUGUCACUGCGUUGA